CCUGCGCCCCUCCUCAGCUCGCCCCGCCCCCCACGCCCCUCCUGCCAAUCACCCUGGCCCCGCCCCCGAGACCCGAGGUGCGGGGUUUGAAAGCGGGCCGGUCCACGCGGCGCUCAGACGGGGGGGGGGAAGGAGGGCGGAGGAAAAGGAACGGCGUGACCGGUGGCGGCGGGGCGGCCUCGCCCGGCCGGUGGUCCCUGCCCGCGGAAGCCGCCGCCGCACCGGCGGGUGAGCCUUCUCCUCCCGCCGCGCGGGGUGUCGGCGCCGGGAGCGGUGGGCGGGCGGUUGGCGGCGGGGGCUUUCCCCCCUCUCCUCCCCCCCCCCCCCCCCCCCCGCCCGGCGCAGUGGGAGGCGCCCGGGAUCCCGCGUCACCCAUUGUUUACAAACCAACCCCAGCGGGCCGAGCUCCAGCUUCAACCGCAGCCGCCGGAGCCGCGUGUGCUCGCGUGCGCGCGGGGCGGCGGCGGCGGCCCCGGUCCCGCUGCGGCACCGGCACGGCACGGCACGGCGGGGGGCCGGCCGACAUGCCCUGCCGCCCGGGCGAGCGCUUCCUGCUGCUGGAGCGCUCGGUCGCCGUCGGGCAAGCGGGUUCCAAGGAGGUGGACGCGCUGGUGGCCAAGCUGGGCGAGGUGCUGCAGCUGAGCGCGCAGCGGGGCCCGCCGCCGCCGCCCCCCCGCGCCCCCAAGCACCUGGGGCCGGGCAGCGCCCGCGACCGCGCCGCCCCCUACUCGCCUCGCUGCAGCGGUAGCGGCGGCGGCGGGGGUCUGCUGGCGCCGCGGGGGCCGGCCCCGCCGCAAGCCCACCCGCAGCACGCCGAGCCCCCGCGGCCGGACAGGAGCGGCCACCAGCGGGUGACCAAGCAGCUGUGCGGCCGGGGCUGGCUGCGGAGCGCCGCCCGCCGGAGGAAGCAACCGCCGCCGGGGCCGGGAGACGGGCCGGCGGAGGAGGAGGACCCCCACCGGCUCCUGCAGCAGCUCAUCCUCUCCGGCAACCUCAUCAAAGAAGCCGUCCGGCGGCUGCAGCUAGCGGCGGCGGCGGCGGCGGCGGCAGCGGCGGCUUCCACGGCCUCCAGCGGCAGCGCCUCGGCGGGGAGCAGCGGCGCGGACGGCGAGGCGGCGGCGGCGGCGGUGCAGCCCUUGCAGUAGCCGGCGGGGAGGAACGGCGGUGGCGGCGGCCGGGUCGGAGGAGCGCGGCUGGGGCGGCGGCGGCGGCUGGCGGCGGCGGGGCCCCCCGCGGGGCGGACUGCGGGAGCGCGGUGCUGGCUCCGCCGCGAUGUAAGUCUCCCCCCGCGGCGGGGCGGCGGCGGCGGCGGGGGACCCCCCCCCCGCCCACCGUUACCGGGCGGGGUCGUUGGGGGGGGCACGCCCCAAGGUCACCCCCGAGCCCCGCCGCUCUCCAACGGCGGAGGCCGUCCCCAGCUGUUGUUGUGGUCCCCCCCCCGCUCCCCUUCUCUGCCUUCUCCAGGAGCUCCUCCUCCUCACCCACCGUCUGUCCCCCCCCCCGCCCCCGCCGGGGUUGCCCGGCCGGGGCCGCGGACCCCCCCACAGCCGGUCCCCCCCGGCCGCCGCGGGGCCGCUCCGCCGCCGGGCUCCCCCUCCCAGGAGCCAUUUGCAAUAAUUCCCCCUGACCCCGGCGGGAGGUGUUUACUUUUCCCUCCCGGGCUGGUUUGGAUUUUUUGUUUGCCUUUUUUUUUUUAAUUAUUAUUUUAACGUUUAUUGUUAUUUUUCCCCGUUGUGACUGUACGAAGCAGUUUUUUUAAAAAAAUGUGAAUAUCAAAGCUGGAAGGCAGCUGGACUUAAAAUAGUAAAGGCUGAUGAGUGAAUGGAGCCUGAGACGCAUUGUUCACAUAAGGUAGCCGAAACAAGUUUGGUUUUGUUUUUCUACCAAAAAAAGAAGAAAAAAGGAAAAAAAAAAAACAACCUAAACCACCCUUCCCCGACAAACUCAAUGGCUCGAAUACAAGGUGCAGCUGUUGAUUUUAAAUAUAUGCACUUCGUACCGGAGUGUUUGAAAUGUGUUCCUGAUUUACAGGACUUGCUGUCUUAAUUAACCUGUCUGUAUUGAAUAAACGUGGUCUUGUUUUUA
Phalacrocorax carbo (great cormorant) is the source of this 2085-nucleotide messenger RNA. The record is from RefSeq and is a predicted model, not a curated record. NCBI's taxonomy places the organism in Eukaryota, Metazoa, Chordata, Aves, Suliformes, Phalacrocoracidae.